GGUGCUCCUGUUGUUGGAAGCCAGUGGCGCCUGGUGCUUUGCUGUGAUACGUUAGCGUUAUUGCAGGUGGGAAUAGUGUUCAUGAGGAUGCCAGUCUGGAUACAAAAGUGCUUUCAUUGGGGAAGAUGGAGCUAGUGAGGCCCCAGGUGAUGCUUCUGAGAGCUGGAAGAUGGUUGUUUGGUGUGAAGAGACCCGCAACUGCAGAACUUACUCCCAAGUGUAUGUAUGCAGUUCCCACAGAUCUGCUCCUGCAGACGUCCCUCCAGCUCUCUGCAUUUCUGUGGCCACAAGGCCAAGGGCUGCAAGUGGAUCAGACUGGCAGUGUCCUGAGAGGCGGAGCAAAUGGAGGAGUCAAGCGCUAUUAAAUUAGCAGUGAAUUGAGGGGAAACCUGCCUAAUUGGCACAAGUGACUCCAAGACCCCCUGUCACACGCUACGAAUGAGUGAGCCAGGAUGGCUGGGGCAUGCCCUUCGCUCUUGCCCUCUCAUGCCUAGUGCAUGGGUGAUCAUUCUUUGCAUUUACUAGUUCCCAGAGAUGUUGUCAGUUGCCCUGUGCUCACCAGAGUGAACUGGCAGAGGAUGGAGUGACCAGCAGCAGCUUGGUGAAGGGUUCUCCUCUAGAAACUGGAGUGCAACUACCGUGAAGAUGGAGAAUACAAAUGUCCUCAGCCUGAGCAGCCCUGCACCAGGGCCUGCCACAGCUGGAUCUGUAGCCUGAUAGCACAGGGCCUGUUUCUGGAGUGAGUGAGCGCUCGUCUUGGCCACAACAGGCUGCUCCUGUUAAGAUCUCUCAUGAAACUCGAUGCAAAGGUGCUCGCUCAGCUGUCCUGCAAACUACAGGUGCAGCCUUCUCUGCCCCUCCAGGAGAGCCCUGCCACAGGCAGCAGAGCCCCCCUCUCUGCUUGCUGAAGUAUCCCCAGGGUGGGAUGUGAGGAGAGCAGGGGGGGGAUAAAUGGUCUUUUGACCCCUGGCUCCCAAGGAACUGCAGCCACCAGCCCAGCCACGGAGCAUCGCAGCCCUGGGUCGCUGGUGAAUGGGGCAUGCAAGCGCUGAUGGGAAAGCACUAGUCGUCUGGCCACACGGAGUCUCUGAGGGGGCCCAGGCUGUAGCCUCUUCCAGGCAGAAAGCUUGACUGUUCUCGCCUUGUUCAGCCCGAUGCCAGGAGCCGAGGACGCUGGUCACUUGUUGCUGUCAGCAGCAUGCCUGGGGCCUGAGCAGAGGUAGCACCCUGAGGAGCCUGACUGUCUGGAGCGAGGUUUGGCGGGGAUGGGGAAGCUGCCCCAUCCGGGCUGGUGAGCCCCACAGUGGUGGUGUCAGCUCCCCAAAGGAUGUCAGCGUCCUCUCUGAAAGCCACUCUCCAUGCAGCCUCCCAGUGCACAGUGGUGAUGGCGCUGCCAGGCUUCUCAUGGACCGUACUUCUGCUGCUCUGUACCCUGGAGCAGCUGGGGGCUCUGGCCAUGCACACAGAGGCCGAGGGGCCAGGCCUGGAGCAGCCGGGCGCCCUGGCCAUGCACACGGAGGCAGAGGGGCCAGGCCUGGAGCAGCCGGGGGCCCUGGCCAUGCACACGGAGGCAGAGGGGCCAGGCCUGGAGCAGCCGGGGGCCCUGGCCAUGCACACGGAGGCAGAGGGGCCAGGCCUGGAGCAGCCGGGGGCCCUGGCCAUGCACAUGGAGGCAGAGGGGCCAGGCCUGGAGCAGCCGGGGGCCCUGGUCAUGCACACGGAGGCCGGGGGGCCAGGCCUGGAGCAGCUGGGGGCCCUGGCCAUGCACACGGAGGCCGGGGGGCCGGGCCUGGAGCAGUCAGGGGACAGCAUGCUGCUGGCAGGUGGACGUGUGAAGCGCGGCUGGGUGUGGAACCAGUUCUUUGUGGUUGAGGAGUACACGGGCACGGAGCCGCUCUACGUGGGAAAGAUCCACUCGGACUCGGAUGAGGGGGACGGGUCCAUCAAGUACACCAUCUCCGGGGAGGGCGCAGGAACAAUCUUCCUGAUUGACGAGGUCACAGGCGACAUCCAUGCCACCGAGCGCCUGGACAGGGAGCAGAAGACGUUCUACACGCUGCGGGCGCAGGCCCGGGACCGCCAGACCAACCAGCUGCUGGAGCCUGAGUCUGAGUUCAUCAUCAAGGUGCAGGACAUCAACGACAGCGAGCCCCGUUUCCUGGAGGGGCCCUACAUUGGCAGCGUGGCCGAGCUGUCCCCCAUAGGCACGUCCGUGAUGCAGGUGAUGGCAUCAGAUGCCGAUGACCCCACGUACGGCAGUAGUGCCAGGGUGGUGUACAGUGUGCUGGAAGGGGAGCAGCACUUCACAGUGGACAGUAAAACAGGUGUGAUCCGGACGGCAGUGGCGAAUCUGGACAGAGAAACUCAGGACCGAUAUGAAGUGGUGAUCCGAGCCACGGACAUGGCAGGGCAGCUUGGUGGCCUGUCUGGAUCUACCACAGUGACAAUUGUGAUCACAGAUGUCAACGACAACCCUCCACGAUUCCCACAGAAGAUGUACCAGUUCAGCAUUGUGGAGACUGCCCUUGUGGGCACUGCGAUCGGGAGAGUGAAGGCGGAGGACUCGGAUGUGGGGGAGAACACAGACAUGAUGUACCAGAUCAAAGAUGAGGAGGGGGUGCAGAUGUUUAAAGUCACCACAGAUAGCAACACCCAGGAGGCGAUCAUCACCGUGCAGAAGCCCCUUGACUAUGAGGCCAAGAUGGUUCACACUGUGGUGGUGGAGGCCCUGAACAAGUUUGUGGACCCAAGGUUUGUGGAUCUGGGCACGUUCCGAGAUCAAACCAUUGUGCGGGUCUCUGUGCUGGAUGUGGAUGAGCCCCCAGAGUUCCGGCCCCCCUCCGACCUGAUGGAAGUCCAGGAGGAUGCCUAUGUUGGCUCUGUGGUGGGAGUGGUCACUGCCCUGGACCCCGAUGCUGCAAACAACCCUGUCCGAUAUGCCAUCGAUCACAACACCGAUCUGGAGAGGAUCUUUGACAUUGAUGCAAACACAGGCACCAUUGUGACAGUCAAAGUCCUGGAUCGGGAGACGGCAGGGUGGCACAACAUCACGGUCCUGGCAAUGGAAGCAGACAAUCGUUCUCAGAUGUCUAGAGCAUCUCUGCAUAUCCGAAUCCUGGAUGUGAACGACAAUCCACCCGUGCUGGCCAUGCCAUACGAGGCUGCGGUAUGUGAAGAUGCCAAACCCGGCCAGCUAAUUCAGACAAUAAGUGUCGUGGAUCGUGAUGAGCCUCAGAGUGGCCAUCGCUUCUACUUCACACUGGCCUUGGAAGCCACCAACAACCACCACUUUUCUCUGCUGGAUAUCCAGGACAACACAGCCGCGGUGCACACGCAGAGAGUGGGAUUUAACCGCCAGGAGCAGGACAUUUACUUCCUUCCCAUUCUGGUGGUGGACAGUGGGCCUCCUGCCCUGAGCAGCACGGGGACUCUGACCAUCCGGGUGUGUGGUUGUGACAGCACAGGAGCCAUCCAGUCCUGUAACAGCACCGCCUAUGUCAUGUCAGCAACGCUGAGCCCCGGAGCACUCAUUGCACUCUUGGUUUGCAUCCUCAUCCUGAUCGUGCUGGUUCUCCUAAUCCUCACUCUGAAGCGACACCACAAGAGCCACCUGACAUCAGAGGAGGAUGAGGACAUGAGGGACAAUGUCAUCAAGUACAAUGAUGAGGGGGGUGGGGAGCAGGACACUGAGGCCUACGACAUGUCGGCCCUACGCAGCCUCUAUGACUUCAGUGAGCUCAAAGGCAGCGACGGCGGGGGAGGGCCGGGAGAUGGGGGCAUGACUAGUAACCUGCCCUCCGAGCUCCAUGCCCUCCCACAGUGGUUCCAGAACCCAGACCUGGACUUCUCCAUGUUCAGAGACUACAUCAGCAGGAAGGUGGAUCAGGCAGAUGAGGAUCUGUCUGUCCCACCAUACGACUCGUUCCAAACCUACGCCUUCGAGGGCUCAGACUCCUCUCUCCCGUCCUUGAGCUCCAUCAACACCUGGUCCACCAGCUCAGAACAGGACUUCUCCUAUCUGAGCAGCUGGGGGCCACACUUCCGGCAGCUGGCGGCUCUCUACACCGGGCGUAAAGGUGAGGAGGAGAGCGAAGAAUCCUAGCCACAAUUAACCAAAAACCCACAAUGAGACGGAGACAAUGAUUUACGGACUAGGGGAUUCUCCAGGCUUCCCAUGUCUUCGAGGGCUGCUGCGGAAGCAAGCUCAGGUCAAACAAUAAGGACAAUAUGUCAUCUAGAUAGCAGAGUCCCUGCACUACACACCCUGGCAUGGAAGGAGAGGCAUCAAGGACCAUUUUGGACAGGGCGAGUGAUGGCUUUAUGAUGUGCUCUUCGUUAUCCGCCUCUCAUUAGAGGCUCUGUAGCACACACACAGCGAGGCUGAAGUGCCCAAAGGAGCUGUUGUUACCAUCCUAAUCGCUUUCAUAGCAAUCUCCAUUAAAGCAUUCCAUGUUAAUUUAAGAAAGAGAAAAUCUAAUUCAAGAAAAUUCGGACGGGAUUUUCCCCCACAAAUUAUCAUUUAAAUCGAUCAGUCCAAUGAGCCCAGUUAAGGAGAGGAAGAAAGAAAGAGAAGCCUUUUGUUGUCUAAAUUGUUUUUGUCACUUGAUUCAGAGCAUUUGAUGUGCUUUGAUUUUUAAGAGCUUUCCUUGCAGAACGAAACCAGCUUUUAACUUUUGUUCUGUUUUCUCCCCCUUAUAUUUACAGACUUUCCUUGUAUUUCAGUCCCUCUAGCUGUGGCAAGCUGGUGUUUCUGUGCAUAAUCCCAGCUGCUUACACUCAGCGGAGCAGUUUACGUUUGCUGAGUUUUGGAGGUCCUGGGUGCUAGUUCCUAGGUCAGGUCCUUUUAAAGAGAGGUUUUUACAUUAGGGUCAAACAUACUUUGCUUCUGGGCUUGGGUUUCACCUCAUGGUUUUUAUUAGAAUUUUCCUAUCCAUUUUUGCCAUGUAUCACAGAUAUUUGUGUUUAUGCCAACAUCUACCCCUCCUGCUUAAUGCACAGUGAAGUCAUUGUUCUGAGGCUCUGGCAUCCCAAUGAUCCCCAUGGCAACAAACUGUGAUAUCCCUAAUACAGGAUUAUGACUGUGGCUGGACUGUGGGCAGUGAUGCUGAAAUGUGAAGGAGGAAGCUCUCGAGCCCAUGUCGUAGAGGUAACAGUAGAGGGAAUGCAACGCAUCCCUAGAGGACAGCGCUUUGUGUGGGAAGUUCUCAGUCAGCCCCAGGGCCUGAUGUCUCAUGUUCGUAUGGGUUGCUGUGUACACUCUCACAGGCACAGCACUUCAGCCGGCCUGCUGCAGCAUCCCCAAAUGAGGUAGCCUGGAUGGCUGAGGAGGGAGUGAGCCUCCUUGCCCUAUUCAGUUCUGGAGCCACAGUCUGCAACCAACAAGAGUGGCAAGUAGUGCCAGCUGCAUUUGUGGGUGCGAGGUGGAUGCGCUUUCCAGCAGGCACGGGCCUGACAACACUAACGACUCAUUUCACCUCAGCCACUGAAUGUCAGUCAGUUGAUCACAGCCUUUGAUGACAAGUCCACCCCAGCUCUGGGAGCAGGCCUUGUGGAGGUGCCAGACACCACGCGCCAUCAGCAAAGCCAAGCCACGCUAUCCCCCAAACCCAGCUUUUUGUUGUUGCUGUUGUUGCAAGUUUGCCCUAGAGUGAAAGUCCCUUCAGGUUUCCACAGAAACUGCUGGCCGAAGAGUUCUGUUUAUAUUUCAGGGCGAGCAGGGGGCUUUAGGAAAACUUACCUGACAGUGUGAGCCAUCGGUCCCCAAGGGGGUGGUCAAAGUAUGAGCACAAUGUAGUACCAGGAAACAUAGGAUGAUUAAUUCGGAGCUGCCUGGCAAAGAGCAGUGCUGGACGGUGAGAACUGGGGUCAAUGAGGUGUAAAGCAGAGGCUGUCCGAAUGCCAUGGUCCUUGAAAUGGCAUUUGAGGGACAUGCUGGGUAUCGCAGGGAUGUCUUCAGAUCAGUGACAUUCUCCGAGUAAAUCCCAGCUAACGUUUCGGAGUCCUGUUCAGCAGGGCACACAAGCAGCUUCUUGUGUAGUGCUGGCUACAGCAGCUUAUCUGCUGAUAUGGGAAAAAUCAAUGUUGUAAUUGAUACAUAACUGAUAAGGCCUGCCAAGGCUUGUCAUAGUCAUUGGGUUUGUCCCCUUAGCCUAGCCAUAGUGUUUUCUAUCCCAGUUGCCAAUUCUUUGGAGACCGUAUUUGAAUAUAAAUGUAUGUGCAUGUUCAUUUCAUAUUGUGUUCUGUUUUCCAGUAGCUUGUAUUGCUCUGAGCUGCAGAGAAAGCCCCAUGCUGUGGUAUGGAGGGGGCUAGAAGGACAUGUUAGAAAAAUAAUAGUCUCUGCCUGUUGUUCCUGCAACAACAGGUUCCCCCUCCCCUGGUGCAGCCACUCAAGGCUCACAUGCUAUUGAGCAUCUGAGUCCCCAGCUCAGGUGUUUUUGGGAGACUCCCAAGCCAGCCGGAAUUCAGCAUUUAAACUUUGAACAAGCAGAGUUGCUCAUCUCUCUGGGUCUCAGUAUGGCUACAAAGGCUGGAGGAGCUGCCCCUAUCUUGGUAUCUGUGCAAGUCUCUCAUGUCCUGGAUGCCACACAUUGUCUUGUUAGUCCUUUACUGUGAUUUUUCCCCACUGAUUUUAGAGAAGCAGCCAGAUAAAUGGCCUGUUUUGUUUACCAGGCAGUCAGACAGGCUUUACUCGGUAGCUGUUCCUCCUGCCCCCAAAGCAUCGCCUUUGAGCACGCUCAGUCACUCCCAGACAAUGCCACCAAUCCAGGAGUAAGAGAAUGGAGAAAGGCCUCUCUUUCCUCAGGAACUUUUUUGUGUUUUCCCUCUGGGACAAUGAACCACUCUGCCCAAUCCCCUGCUGAACUGGUCUUUGCUUUAGGAAGGGCCUCAUGCAAUUGCCAGGGAUUGUCUAAGCAGAGGAUGCAGUUUUACAGGGUAUGUAUUCUGAAUUACCAAACUGGCUUCCACUUAUGCAUCCUGAACCAGCCAACCCCUCCCCAACACACACAACCUCUUCUGCAUUUUUAUUUUUAAUUCCAUCUGAAAAUGCAAUGGUCUGGAGCAGCCCAGCUCAGCUCCUGUCUGGUAUCAGGUUGGGAGGUGCCCAGGCAACCCUGCUGGCUUCACUCCCACACCACACCGUGCUCAUGAGCACCCCCUACAGGAAGGAGCUGGCAGACUGUUUGGGUGUUUGAUGGCGUCACUUUGCUUUUUUCCCUCUAUCCAAACAAAAUCAGGAGGUUGAUUUUCUCAUCCUUGUUAUAUUGUCAAGGUCUUUUUAGA
Molecule: messenger RNA, 7281 nt
Organism: Gopherus evgoodei (Goodes thornscrub tortoise)
Lineage: Eukaryota; Metazoa; Chordata; Testudines; Testudinidae
Gene: CDH22
Product: cadherin 22
Exons: 15
Coding region: 1328-4102 (924 amino acids)
Biological process (GO): homophilic cell-cell adhesion; cell morphogenesis; calcium-dependent cell-cell adhesion
Cellular component (GO): catenin complex; adherens junction; plasma membrane
Molecular function (GO): calcium ion binding; cadherin binding
Source: RefSeq, a predicted model, not a curated record